GCCUUCACUUCCCUACACAAUUAUACCCGCAGGCAGCAGCCACUAGCGCUUUCUACAUCACAAUCGUCCCCAGGAAACGUAAAGCUAAAGCCUCCUCUUUGCCCUCCUUCCAUCUGUUCGCCUAAAUGCCUCAGUGAGUCAUAGUCCCUUGCAUCACUGAAAGUCUCAGUCUUUAACUUUCACUUUUGCUCUUUUCUGGGCACAUUCUGAUUCUUUUCUUCGUUUCCUUUGUUACCCAAAUUCAAUUCAUUUGGUCUAUGUGAAGAAAGAUAUGAAAGAUAGAGGCAAAGCUGUGGAAGUAUACAACAAUGAUUUCUGCCAAGAUUACAGCACUUCAUCGGAUCUUCCAUGCAGGAAACACCCACAAGUUUCUUCAGUUGGUAUAUGUCCUUACUGUCUCAAGGAUCGUCUGGUGAAGCUGGUUUGCUCCGAUUGCGGGGAGCAGAGGCUUUCUUCUUGUUCUUGCUCUGAGAUUUCAUCCAAUCCUCGAACUUCAUGCACUGGUGAGGUGGGUAGUGUUGGGCGGGUCUCCUUCUUAAUUGAGAAUGAAAACAGGGAUCAAGUGAUUUCAAAGCCUAAAAACAGUGGAGACGGAUCGGAAGAGGUUUUCUUCCUCAAGAGAAGUAAUAGUAGCUGUGUUGAGAUCAAGAGAAAGAAUGGAUUUUGGAAAAUUGGGAGGCUUUUCAGGAGGAAGAAAGAUCACAGAGACUCUGGGAAGAGUGCUGGUGGGAUGGAUGAGAAAAGCGAUUUGUGGGUUGUUGAUUACGCCGGUGGCGUGUCGAGGUCUAGGUCUCUUUGCAGUUUCAGGGGAGGUGGGUUUUUUGGGUCGGAAGAUGGGGGUGAUUUGAUGAACUACUCCGGUGCCCGGAGCUCUAUCUCCGCCGCUCGGAGUUCAAGCGUCAAUGGCGGUCUGGUUUUUGAUCCCGAGAGAAAAAGUGGGUUCAGUGAAGCAGAGCCGAGGAAAAGUGGGUUUGACAGUGAUAGAAGAGACAGUACUGAUGUUGGUCCUGAUGUUAAAAGUGGAUUCACCGGAGCAAACCGCCGUGUCUUUUCCCUCAAAGAGAGUUACUUUUCCGGCGGAGAUGAUUCCGGGUUCAUUGAUUUGAAAUUUGAUUUCCAGCCAGAAUCAAAAGGGGAUGUCACUGCUUUUAAGAAAGGUGUUCUGUCGGAUUCUAAAUCUGCUUUUGGUAGCAUGAGGGUAGCUGAUUUUGUCCCACCGGAAACCGGCGACAGUACUCUCGCCGGAGACGGUGGUAUUUACAAUGGGGGAUCAUGUAGGAUCACGUUGAAUGAUAGGGGGAUUAAGAAGAGCAGAAAGAGUUUCAAAGGAUGGCGAUGGAUCUUCAAGAACCAUCAAACUUGGGCUAGUAAUCCUAGGAAAAAAGAUGAAGAUCUUACUGUUAAUCCUUGAUUAUAGUUUAGGAUCAAUGUCUUAUUUUAUGUUCUUUUUGUGUUUUGUCAUGUGUAUUUUGGUCUCUGAUCUUCCUUUUUUCUUCAUGUAGUCAUGUUAAUUUUUAUGUAAUGAAGGAGAGGUAGCUAACAAGGGGUGCGUAUGAAUUUUCUAUAAACACAGAAAGAGGGCAAAAAGGAAGAAAUUGCUUGUGUUCUUGUACCUCUAUAAUGUAUAGCAUUUAGCAAUAAAGUGCACUUUGAAAA
This is a messenger RNA of Rubroshorea leprosula, 1656 nucleotides long. Lineage: Eukaryota; Viridiplantae; Streptophyta; Magnoliopsida; Malvales; Dipterocarpaceae. The record is from the annotation of a GenBank genome assembly.